Molecule: messenger RNA, 1771 nt
Organism: Paramacrobiotus metropolitanus
Lineage: Eukaryota; Metazoa; Tardigrada; Eutardigrada; Parachela; Macrobiotidae
Exons: 4
Coding region: 189-1442 (417 amino acids)
Source: RefSeq, a predicted model, not a curated record
UUAUUCUGUUUUCAUUCUUUCCAUUCUUUCCGCUCUUCAGUUUUGAUCUGCUUCAGGCUUUCGGCUCACUUGUUAAUCAAUUGUUGAUCGUUGUUUUAUUUGCCUUCUGUUCUUUUUAAAUGAAAUUUUUAAUUUAGAAAACUUUGUAAAUUUUAUAAUUCUGGUGGUGGGAAUUCGUACGCAUCGCCAUGAAACGACAGCGGAUCUCCUCCAACCGAUCGACACCAGCUGCCACAUCCAGCAGCCGAGCACCUCCACUCCGCUCUUCCACGGCCUUCCACCCGACCAAACCAACGCUCCCCGGCAUGUCGUACAAAGACCUGAUCAACGCGGUGGGCAUCGAGCCCGAGACCAGUCCGUCCUCGUGGCGCAAAACCAUCGAUCACACCGCCGAGACGGUGGUCUUCUUCCAAGUGGACGUGCACAGCAGCGUGCCCAGCAUGUGCAAGAGCGUGCGCAUCACGCAGGAGCACAGUAUGGGCGAGCGGCGGCUGGUGCCCAGUGUGUAUCUGUACGACACGCUGCUCAGCGUGGAUCAUGUCAUCGAGGUGUUGAAGCGACGGUAUCUAGCGGAUGCGGAUGAUCUGAUGAAGCUGCUGGAGUAUGUGGCAGCGUUGCAAGCGGAUACUGAGGAAGUUGGUCAGGAACAAGAAAAUGGAGAAGACCAUUUGGAUGAAAUCGAGAACGCAACAUCACCACCCCAACCCCGAAGCAAGCGAAUGAAAACCCCGGAGAACGUGAGACUGCGAUCGUCGAGACGACUCCAGGCUUCCACAAGACGUUCUCUGUACACUGCGCCUUCGGAAAACUCUUAUGAAGACGCCACUGGCGAACUCCAGCAGUUUGAUUUCACAGCCGAUGCUUCGCCAUACUCACCGGAAUUAGCUCCGGACUGUACUGUCGCCACUGACUCCGAUGUGGAAUGCGACGCACUUCCAGCAGAGGGUGAAGACGACCACACGGAGGAAGACGCGGAAGAGCCGGAGGACUCUGAGCCUGAAGCCGAGUGGAAGGGACCGAUAAGGCCGCGGAGUACUAAGCCGGAAGCAGCCAGGUUUACCGAGGAGGAGACCCGCGCGUUGAUUGAAUCCAUCCGAGCGAAUCCCAUUCUUUGGAGAAGCGAUAGACAGCGCGCAAAUCUCCCUGAACGUACUCAGAAAAAGCGGUUGGCUUGGGAGAAGGUGAUGAGAGCCGUUAAUCGGGUAGCGGAAUCGAGGGGACGGAAGAAAAAGACCUUUGCAUUUUGCUACAAAAAAUGGGACAGUUUGCUGUCAUCGUUCCGAAGAGACGUGCGGAUGAAUACGAAAAAUGGACAGUUUGUCGGCGUGUGGUCUUUCAGUGAGCAGAUGAUGUUUAUCAAGCCGCAGUUGAAAAUUAGCAGUAAACUGCGGAAAGGAGCGCGAACGGCUGAUGACGACCAUCCCUCCGAUAACGACAUUUAGAGUGGGGAAUAGCAUCAAAAGCUUGUAUAAUUCCUGUAAACUUGGAUGUAGGUUUGUAUAAUUAGGCUUGUAUAAUUUCUUUUAAGUUUGCAUGUUCCAGUUAGUUGUUGUCGGAUGUUUGGAUGUUAUCUGCCUCAGCUAGUAGUUUAUUCGAAAAAAACCGCAGACAUGUUUGCUUAGCCGUUUGCUCAUCGCGCAGGCUGCGCAGCUGUCUUUUUUUGAAUUGAAAUUAUUUAGUGAUCUCCAUUUUACUCUGUACAGAUCACUGUAGAAUUGUGCGUAAUGAAUACGGAUGUUAUGGAUUCUCAGAAGAAUCGGAAAUUGUUGUA